Opisthocomus hoazin is the source of this 912-nucleotide messenger RNA. The record is from RefSeq and is a predicted model, not a curated record. Lineage: Eukaryota; Metazoa; Chordata; Aves; Opisthocomiformes; Opisthocomidae.
AUGGAGUUUAGAUUCGGUGGGCGCAGUGUUAAAUAUCUGUUUAUGCUUUUCAGCUUCCCAUCACCAAUGUUUCUUGGAAUUGGACAGAUGGCAGCCACUAUACUUAUCUUGUAUGUGUCAAAAUUAAAUAAGAUUGUUCACUUCCCUGAUUUUGACAAAAGUAUACCUGUGAAGUUGUUUCCUCUGCCUCUGAUUUAUGUUGGAAACCACAUAAGUGGAUUAUCAAGUACCGGCAAACUCAGUUUGCCGAUGUUUACAGUGCUCAGGAAGUUUACCAUUCCACUUACUUUACUGCUGGAAAUCUUCAUACUUGGGAAACGAUACCCACUGAGUAUUAUAGUCAGCGUAUUUGCCAUCAUUCUUGGAGCUUUCGUAGCAGCUGGGUCUGAUCUGUCUUUUAAUCUGGAGGGCUACACGUUUGUAUUGCUAAAUGAUAUCUUCACAGCAGCAAAUGGAGUUUACACAAAGCAGAAAAUCGAUCCAAAGGAGUUGGGAAAAUAUGGUGUCCUUUUCUAUAAUGCUUGUUUCAUGGUGAUUCCAACAAUUAUUAUUAGCUUUUCUACUGGAGACUUUCAGCAGGCAACACAUUUCCAACACUGGACAAAUUUUUUAUUUGUCUUUCAGUUUCUUCUUUCCUGCUUCUUGGGGUUUCUCUUGAUGUAUUCUACUGUUCUAUGCAGUCAUUACAAUUCUGCACUUACAACGUCAGUAGUUGGUGCCAUCAAGAAUAUAUCCAUUGCUUACAUCGGAAUGUUGAUUGGUGGAGAUUACAUAUUCUCCGUGUUAAACUUUAUAGGGCUAAAUAUUUGUAUGGCAGGAGGACUGAGAUACUCAUUUUUAACCUUAAGAGGAAACAGCAAGCCUACGCAACCUGAGGAUGAAGAGAAUGCAUUUGCGACGUCAAAGAGUUAG